AUGGCGGUUGAUUUGACUCCGAGAUUUCGCCGGUUGAAUAGCCAAACAAGGAGCUUUCGAGAAAGCAGCCAGACCGGUUUCUCUGGGCCAUUUUAUGCUACACAGCUCUGGAAGAACAUCAUACAUGCGCUGCAGACGCAGGUGGAUGUCCGACGAAGACGGCAGCACCUGCGCGUUCAUGACAACUGCUUCACAGGCUCAGAUGCAGUGGAUGCCGUGCUCAGUCACCUGAUGCAGAAUGUCUACUUCAGCUCCAGUGAGAUCUCCCGACUCAAGGCUACACGCCUCUGCCAGGCUCUCAUGGAGGCAAAGGUGUUUGAACCUGUUGGGACGAGACUUUUCCGCCGUGAGAAAGAUAUUACGUUUGAGGACUCCAGCUGCAGCUUGUACAGAUUCCUGGACUGUGCUGCCAUGCCUGGUUCAGAGAGGAAGUACAGUGAAGUGGAGAAUGAGAUACCCGAUUCAAGAGAAAAGAUCAAGAAUAAGAGGCAUCACCCAAGGAUCUUCUCCAACCCCUUGGCCCUGGAAGCAUCGGAGAGGAGAGUGGAAAGGCUCCUAAGGACCCUUAACCUGCGGCCUACCAUGCCCUCCAGCCAGCAUGCAGCACCACCUGCUGGUAUUCUUCCCAAGAAAGUGGUCGAGGGGGUGUGGAAGCAGCACACUCUUCUCCAGCUCCUGCAGAUUGUGGAGCUACCAGUCCUUGACAGCAUACUGACCUCACCAGGAAAACCGGAGCCACAGCGUGGUGUCCCGCUCUCUAACCACGAAGACCUGGUCAUAUCUAACACCUUUGUGGACAGAGAGGUCAUCCAGAGCCUGAACCUUCCACAGCUGGACUCCUGGUUGACGGCAGCCACCACUUGCUUAGAGCACUUCCCCGACCAACUGAUUGUGGUUGCCGGGGAGCACCUUCUCCAGCAGGGUGGCGUUGUAGUUGACGGAGAUGAGGAGCUCAGUGCUACCAAGAGGCUUCUCUUUGACAUCAUUGCCAAGUAUUAUGGAGCACAGGAGAGGAGGCCACUGAUCAUUGGCCGCUACCUUGAUAUCCACAUGGGCAUUCUAGAGCUGCUGGUGGAAGGCAAGCAGGAACCUGCCCUCACUGCCUCUCAGCUUUGUCUGCGUCUCAUGGAGCCCAGUGACCGGGAUGAACUGCGCAGGCUGCUGGCUUUUAUGGCUGUGGCAGCACACCCAGAAGCCUGUAGAUUGCACAAGCAGUUAGACAACCGAACGUUGGUUAGUCGAACCUUCCUGAAGGCCAUCCUGGACAGCAAAGGCCUGAACCGGACUCAAAAUGAACAGUUAGUUCUGUUCCUGGUGGACAACCAUGCACAGCUCUUCAAGACACCUGCAUUGCUGAUUAAAGCAGUGAGCAAAACACUGCAGACCCUACAGCAGGGAAGGGACCUGGACGCUGUGCCUAUGUUCACAUUUUGCCAGCGUGUGACUGUCCGGCAGUAUGAAGACCAGCGAGAUAAGGCCACGUUGGAGAGCCUGAGGCAACUGAUCUGUGACAUCAGCCUCAACACUACGCUGCCUAUAAAGGAGAAGAGGCGGCUGGUUAAAGACUUCCAGAAGCAUCACCCAGUGGUGUUCUUACAGCACUUCUCCAAUACUUUCUAGCACA
Scleropages formosus (Asian bonytongue) is the source of this 1624-nucleotide messenger RNA. It is a transcript of the gene depdc4, whose product is annotated as DEP domain containing 4. The record is from RefSeq and is a predicted model, not a curated record. The transcript is spliced from 9 exons. NCBI's taxonomy places the organism in Eukaryota, Metazoa, Chordata, Actinopteri, Osteoglossiformes, Osteoglossidae. The coding region runs from base 1 to 1620 and encodes 539 amino acids. Gene Ontology annotation, biological process: intracellular signal transduction.